AUGGCAAAAUCUUCAAACAGGCCCGCGAAAGGCCCUAUGAAAUAUAACAUGGGAUGGCGACGCAUCGUACGGAACUUCAGUCCAUCAUGGUUUGCCGUCACUAUGGGAACUGGGAUCGUAUCGGUUUUGAUGACAUCAGUGCCAUUCGAUGCUCCAGCACUCUACUACCUGUCGAUUGUCUUCUUCCUGCUCAAUCUCGUCUUAUUUACUCUAGCCCUCAUCACUUCCAUCCUCAGAUAUACGCUAUACCCUGAGAUAUGGAGUGUUAUGAUCCAGGACCCCACAAGUUCACUCUUCUUAGCAACAAUUCCCAUGGGCUUUGCCACACUCAUUGAGAUGUGGGUGUUCAUCUGUGUGCCACUCUGGGGGCCAUGGGCCGCAAACUUUGCCUGGGCUUUGUGGAUGAUUGAUGUAGUGGCUGCAGCAGCAGUGACUCUGUCUUUGUCUUUCAUUCUAAUAUCUCAACGAUAUAUUACCUCGCUAGAUAGAAUCACUGCGGUUCAACUAUUGCCUAUUGCAGCGACGAUUGUGGCAGCGGGUGUUGGUGCCGAAAUAGCCAAUAUAUUACCAAACAAACAUCAUGCAUUGGGGACAUUGCUUGUCUCAUUUAUCCUUUGGGGCAUGGCUACUCCGCUGGCAAUCGUCAUACUGGUCAUCUACUAUCAGCGAUUAGCAGUGCACAAACUUCCCCCGAGAGAGGUCAUCGUGAGCUGCUUUCUCCCCUUAGGGCCCCUUGGCUUUGGCGGAGUCGGUAUCAUCUAUAUUGGCAAAGGGGCACGCGUGCUAUUACGGGAUGUUGCCAUUCUGGAUCCUAUCGCGGGCAGUAUGGCUUAUGUCCUAGGUGUUUUCACGUCACUCCUUAUGUGGAGCUUUGGCUUGGUCUGGCUUGUGUUUGCGCUAGCCACAAUUCUCUACAGCUCUCCAUUUCCCUUCAAUAUGGGCUGGUGGGGAUUUACCUUUCCACUUGGAGUGUAUGCUGCAAAUACCAUGGAGUUGGGUAUCCAAAUGGAGAUCAUGUUCUUCAAGGUCUUUGGGACUGUUUUGAGUGGCGCAGUUCUACUACUGUGGAUGCUCGUGGCAUUGCGAACUGCCCACGGAGCCUGGCGUGGCACCCUGUUCUAUGCUCCGUCGGGGGACUACGAGUUUCCCUUUUUGCAGGAGGUUUUCAGUCCGCGGUCUUCACACCAGGUCGAUCUUAUUUUUGUUCAUGGACUGAACCCAAGCGGUCGAAAUGACCACCCAUUCCAAACAUGGACGCAUAGCAAUGGCAAAUUCUGGCCUAAGGACUUCCUAGCCGAGGACAUGCCAUAUGCGCGUGUUUUUGUUUAUGGAUACAAUUCCAAUAUAACCAACGCUCAGACUAUGUCUACGUCAAGCAUCAAAGACCAUGCCAAUACCCUGUUGAAUCUUUUGGAUAUGGAACGUGGUCCGCAACUGGGCUCGAUCCCACCGAAAAUUAUAUUUAUUGGACAUAGCUUAGGUGGAUUGGUGAUCAAACAGGCACUUCUCAAUGCGAAAGAAGAUCCGAAAUAUACAGCUAUUCGCUCGGCAACUUAUGGUCUCGUCUUUUUCGGAACACCUCAUCGUGGCGCGAAAGCUGUAGAACUUGGAAAAAUUGCCGCUCGAGUUGCCCGCUUUGUAUCCAAAGGCCAUGCCAGCAAUGACCUUCUAGACUGCUUGGAACACAAUUCCCUCUUCACACGCCAAAUGUCCGAUCGGUUUCGACAUCAACUGGAGGAUUAUCGAGUCGUAAGCUUUAUCGAAGGGAAGGCUGUGCAAUUAGGAGGACUCGGGCCAGCAUCUAUCAGCCAUCUUGUGGUUGAAGAAGAGUCAGCGGUUCUUGGUUUGUCUGGCUUGCGCGAGACACAACUCAAACUCGACGCAGAUCACUCACAGAUGUGCAAGAUCAGCCAUCGUGGUCCACAAUACCGCCUGAUCAACGGGAACAUCAAGCAAUUAGUCGACCAAGCACUAUUAUCACAGCAAGGCUUCAUUCCACAGUCUGUCCAGCUGCCCGGCGCGGCCUCAUCCCCGCCGCCAAUACCACCACGAAUGCCUUCCAACAGUAGCGUACCGUAUCUAAGACAGGGUCGCCCCUCUCCUUCGGCUCAAAAGGUGACUGGAGCUAUAUUCAUCGCUCUAGAUAACGAUCCACGGUCCAUUCGCUCUGCGGAAUUAAAGAAUCGGGCCCAAUGGGACGAUGCCCGAUCUAUCGAUCAUGAGAUCUUUCAAGAACAUUUCCGCACCCUGGGCCCGGAUCAUUUCAGUACACUAUCAGUGGCUUAUAGUCUAGCUGAGGUGACAUUGGAGAGCAACUACUUGGACCAAGCAAGUGAAUGGGGUCAUUGGCUGUCCGAAAAUGUCCAACGUGUGUUUGGGCCUAAGCACCCUUUGGCGAUGAAAACGGAAAGUCUGAUGGCAGAGAUCACAUGUCAACAAGGCAAGUAUCAAGAAGCAGAGUCGAUCUGCGCCAACGUCUUGGCCCGUCAACAGAUGACGAUCGGCGACAACCAUCUGGACACUUGCGAAACCCGACGCCGACUGGGGUUGGCCUACAACGCUUUAGGUCGUCGAGAGCAUGCCGUGAUGACGGCAGAGAAGCUCACAGAAAGCCUCAAGCGUCUCCUCGGAGACACCCAUAUUCGGGUAUUUGGCUCCGUGUUGGACACGUUAGAAUACAUCAUUAACAACCAAGCUGGGGACUCGACUUCACUGAUCGUUAUGCGUUUUCAACCGGAUGUACAACGCGCGAUAGAGAUAAUGUUACAGGUCUACCAGGAGCUUCGGGACGCCUUGGGUCAUACGCAUCCAUAUACCAUUCGCGCUCUUUGUCUGCAUGGCCGAGCACAAAGCUUGAUGCAGCAGAGUAUGGAAGCAUCCGAGACGCUCCGUCGUGCCCUGGCCAGUGCAGAGGAAUCCUUGGGUGCGGACCAUCCCCUGACCAUGGACAUCGUGGCCAACAUUGGUGUCAUGUAUGCUUUGCAAAACGGUUACGCGCAGAGCAUUUUCACCCAGGCUCGUACCGAGGAAGCCUUCCCCUGGUUGAUACGAUACUUGAACUGGGUCGAGCACCGCAAAGGCAAAGAAAAUCCCGAGACGCAUGCCACAUUGGAGCUUCUCGCCAACUUACACUUCAACGCUAAAGAGUACGAACGCGCACAGACUUAUUAUGAGCGCAUUAUCGCAGGCGGGCGCGGGGCCACCUCCACAAAGCUCGAGCGUAUUCAGGGUCAGCUUCAACUAUGCCGGACCCAUACCAUGUUCACUCGUCAAGCAUUCGGAUCGGGGCUAUCAGGGUUUCUAUCAAACCUGCAGCGGUGA
This is a messenger RNA of Penicillium bovifimosum, 3321 nucleotides long. Its product is annotated as LipA and NB-ARC domain protein. The record is from RefSeq and is a predicted model, not a curated record. The transcript has 10 exons. Bases 1 to 3321 code for a protein of 1106 amino acids. Lineage: Eukaryota; Fungi; Ascomycota; Eurotiomycetes; Eurotiales; Aspergillaceae. Gene Ontology annotation, biological process: transmembrane transport; sulfite transmembrane transport. Gene Ontology annotation, molecular function: protein binding; sulfite transmembrane transporter activity. Gene Ontology annotation, cellular component: plasma membrane.